AUGAAACUAGUGUUGUUUGUUGUUAUUUUAGUUGUUACCCCUUUUAAACCAUGUGAUAGUGCCAGAAUAUUGGGGGUUGUUUCUUUCCCUUCAUAUAGCCAUCAAGUUGUCUUCCAACCAGUAUGGAGGGAGUUGUCUUUGAGAGGUCACCAAGUCACCACCAUUAUUACGGACAGCAUUAAUGACACUAGCCUAACAAACUUGACUGAAAUUGUGAUCAAAGAAGCUUACACUUCGUUAAAAAAACAUAACCUGUUGGAUGCUGAUGCCACUCACGGAUUUAUUAAGAUGAUAGACACCAUGAUAAAUAUGGCGGAAGACCUUUUAAACGUACAGUACUCCCAUCCACAAGUCCAAAGGCUGAUCCACAACCGGAGUGAGCUAUUCGAUUUGGUUAUUUUCGAAGCCUUAUCACCAACUGUUGUCUACGCUUGGAGAUUCGAUUGCCCUGCCAUUGGUCUUUCCUCACUUGAUGCCGGAGAUCUUCUUCACAAUGUAAUGGGCAACCCAACCAACCCCAUCGCUAAUCCUGACCCACGUUUGAAAAUCCAAGAUGAUGACAAUUUAACCUUUAAGGAAAGACUGUACAGUGUUGUCACCAGUUGGUUCUCUUUAGUUGUUGGGGUCUUUAAAAUAACACCAAUGGUGGACAAAAUACAGCAAAAGUACUUCGGGGAAAGUGUACCACCGUUUUUUAAACUGAUUGAUAAGGUUGAGAUGAUAAUGAUUGCUACCAAUCCAAUAUUUCAUGCUACAAGGCCUUUGAAUCCUAAUACUAUUACUAUUGGAAGUGGCAUACAUAUUUUACCACCAAAACCAUUACCAAACGUAAGUAUUAACAAAGGAUCAAAAGAUUUCACUGGGUAA
Messenger RNA from Aethina tumida (small hive beetle), 867 nucleotides. RefSeq names its product UDP-glycosyltransferase UGT4-like. The transcript has a single exon. Gene Ontology annotation, molecular function: UDP-glycosyltransferase activity. Lineage: Eukaryota; Metazoa; Arthropoda; Insecta; Coleoptera; Nitidulidae. The record is from RefSeq and is a predicted model, not a curated record. Bases 1 to 867 code for a protein of 288 amino acids.